AUGGAUCCGCCAUUGUUGACCCUGUCCGUCGCGGUCAUCUUCGUUUUGUGCUCCGUGAUCGUCGAGUCGCAGCGAAUUGUGGAUCGGCCGCCGCCGCUGGUGUUCUCACCGCGGCCUCCGCCGUCUCCGCCCUUAUUUCCGUCGCGUCCGCUCCGACCACCGCCACCCCCUCGGCGGCACACGCGCCUCCAUCUGCCGCCACCUCCUCGGCGGCGCACGCGACUCCAUCUGCCGCCGCCGCCGCCCCACAGGCGGCACGAUCCCCAAAUGAAACCGCCCCCACCGCGGAGAAAGCCGGACCUCAACUUGGGGAAGAAGAUCGGGCUGACGUUCAUAGGAGUUGCGAUGGUGCUCCAAGUCUGCGUUGUUGGCUUCUUGCUUAUAAGCAGACGGAGAUUUUUGAAGCACGAAAACCUUCGCUAA
Messenger RNA from Striga hermonthica, 423 nucleotides. Lineage: Eukaryota; Viridiplantae; Streptophyta; Magnoliopsida; Lamiales; Orobanchaceae. The record is from the annotation of a GenBank genome assembly.